AUGACAGAAUCAAAGAUGCAACUAGAAGACUGUCGUUGGGCCGCAACAGGGCUGGAUGAUUUAUGCGUCCGUUUCAUCAUUAAUCUACCUCGCGAAGAGCUUGAAUCAGUGGAACGCAUUUGUUUCCAAGUAGAGGAGGCACAAUGGUUCUACGAGGACUUCAUUCGCCCGCUCGACCCCGCCUUGCCCUCUCUAACGCUCAAGUCCUUCGCCAUGAAAAUCUUCCGGCAUUGCCCUCUCAUGUCGAAUUGGUCCGAAUAUCACCAUAAUGCUGCAUUUGCCGAAUUUUUGGCUUAUAAAACCCGAGUUCCUGUUCGCGGCGCCAUCAUGUUGAACAAAGAGAUGGACGAAGUUGUCCUGGUUAAAGGGUGGAAGAAAGGUGCCAACUGGAGCUUUCCCCGCGGCAAGAUCAACAAAGGCGAGCCCGAUCUGGAUUGUGCGAUCCGCGAGGUCUACGAGGAAACCGGCUUCGAUGUUCGCCAGGCAGGCUUAGUCCCGGAUGAUGAAAGGGUCAAGUACAUCGAGAUUGCGAUGCGAGAGCAGCACAUGCGACUCUACGUCUUCCCAGGUGUGCCCAAGGACACCUAUUUUGAACCUCGUACCCGCAAGGAAAUUAGCAAAAUCGAUUGGUACAAGCUCUCAGAACUUCCUACGUUCAAGAAGAACAAACAGCACGACGAGGGACUGGCGGCAAAUGCCAACAGAUUCUACAUGGUUGCCCCUUUCUUGACCCCUCUGAAGAAGUGGAUUUCACAACAGAAGAAGAUGGCCUUUAAGGCCCAGGCGGGCUAUGCUUCGGUGGAUGAAAACGGAGAGCAAGCUGGUAGUACCCCGGCUAUGUAUACAGCUACCACAAGUGAUCUCCCUGAAGUGACCUCGACCCGAGAUGCUUCCUCCCACCUGAAGCAGUUGUUGAAUAUCGGUGGCAUGUCUGGCAUGCAAGCCCCACAGCCCGUACAAUCACCGGCUGUCGAAAAGUCCAAGUCUGAUGCACUACUUGGCUUACUUAGAGGUGGCUCGCAGGACACGGUCCUACAGCCCCAAAACCAGGCCAUGGCUUUCUCCAAUACCACAAACCCCAGCUUGCCGCCUGUUGCGCAACCAGCUCCUUUUGCGCCGAAUUUUUUCCCUGGAUUUCCUCAGCAACAACCACAAAUGGCUACUUCGAGCUUCAUGCAGCACACAAUGGCACAAGGGCAAUCGCAUUCGAAUGGACGGCCUGUCAUUGACCCUGCCCAGCAUAUUCCCGGCCAGAGUUUCCAUUCUACGGCUCAGCACGAGCUUUCUGGAUCUAGUGUUCCUCAAUUCACUCAAACACCUGGGUCUCACUUCUACAACCACCACCCCCAAUCGCCAUCUUCAAAUUUUGCGCCGCCGAGGCAAGUUGCUCCAUUUCAAGCGACGGGAGAUCCUCAGUUCUCUCGUUCGACAGAGCCCUCUCAGGUUCUCGGGGCUAGAGUGCCGCCGGCGAGCAAAUUGCCACCGCCAAAGCUCACGAGCCAGUCUCAGGCGCUUCUUGACGUCUUCAAAGGCAAUGCAUUUGGAGCCGCGAAGAGCCCCCAAGCUGCACCACUGAGUGUCCCAGGGCAGGGCCAACCUCUGGCUCGCAAGACAUCCCAGCACCAAGAAGGUCUUCUAGAUUUAUUCAAAGGCAUGCGUGUCAUGCCGGUAGAGUUGGGAGGAAACCCUGUGCCGCCUGCCCCGCCAACUGAGAAGCAAAUUCUUCAACGUCCCUCGCCACACCAUGAACCUAGUAUGCAGCGUGGAAACGCCGCCUUUGUAACUACAGGUGGGCCAGCUCAGACUUCAGACACGGUUCCUAGACCUAUGGGGAUGCAACAUCCCAACACAAGGCCAAGACAGUCACCUAAAAAGGGACCAAAUGGGUCAAACAGAAAGAAUCAUUCAGGUCGGCGGGAGCCCUCCGAGUCACAGCAGCUAUCGUCGCCUAUUACUAUUCUGCCAAGGCCACAGUCAGCAAAGCGAGAGACAUCUACUUCAAUGAAUCGACCGCAUGUACCUCAGACGCCGUCUCAGCCUCAAGCUCAAACUCCUCGAACUGAAGCCCCCGAGCCCGUCAAGCCUUUCCAACCACAGAUCCUCCGACGCUCUGAGAAAGUCGACUACGAGGAGUUCCUGAUGAAUUCAUCUAAGAUGGAAAGUGCGGGCCGCAAACCCAGCCUGGCUGGCUUGCAGACGAACACGUCAGAUCUGGCACCUCAGUCCAACUUUGAUCGUCGCCCCAGCCAAAACGCGACGCAAAAGGGUGCGCUCCUCGCUCUGUUUGGCAAGGCUGCCUCGCCAUCCCCUAUAAUGCCCGUUCAGCUUGAUUCUCGAUCCGCGAACCAGCACCCUUCUACUGUUUCCGGUGUGGUCAGCCCUCUCUCAUCCUUCCACUUGCCUAGCAGUGGAGGCUCCCUUUCUCGCCAUGGUACACCUGCUGCUAUUGAGGGCGAUAUGAAUCCCCCCUAG
Penicillium atrosanguineum is the source of this 2472-nucleotide messenger RNA. RefSeq names its product decapping enzyme complex catalytic subunit DCP2. Bases 1 to 2472 code for a protein of 823 amino acids. The record is from RefSeq and is a predicted model, not a curated record. Gene Ontology annotation, molecular function: RNA binding; manganese ion binding; 5'-(N(7)-methylguanosine 5'-triphospho)-[mRNA] hydrolase activity. Lineage: Eukaryota; Fungi; Ascomycota; Eurotiomycetes; Eurotiales; Aspergillaceae. Gene Ontology annotation, cellular component: P-body; cytoplasm. The transcript is spliced from 2 exons. Gene Ontology annotation, biological process: nuclear-transcribed mRNA catabolic process, nonsense-mediated decay; deadenylation-dependent decapping of nuclear-transcribed mRNA.